AUGCAGCCAAGUCAACAGCAGGAGCCGUGGUUAUGCAACGAGAACCCCUCUCGUCCUUUCGAAUCUGUAUCGGCUGAUUUCUUCAGUGUUGCUGGGAAAUCUUUCCUCGUGUAUGUAGACAGGCUAUCUGGAUGGCCAGUAGUGGUAAAAUUUGGUACUAAUACUACAGCAGAAGCAACGACACGACACUUCAGCCACAUCUUCCGAGACUUAGGUGUUCCUGUAAGGCUGAUGACAGAUGGUGGACCUCAGUUCACCAGCUCUGAAUUCAAAAAUUUUUUGGGCAGAUGGGGUGUUCAACAUGUGAUGUCCACACCCCACUAUCCCCAAAGCAAUGGCCAUGCUGAAGCCAGCUGUAAAGAAGGUCAAAACAAUUUUAUCCUAAAGGUAGCACCUUCCGGGAAUAUCGACACCGAAGACUUUGACAGAGGAUUGUUGGAGAUACGGAAUACUCCUAACUAUGCUGGCCGUUCUCCAGCACAGAUAUUAUAUGGCCAAGCCCUCCGAUCAUGUGUCCCAGCCCAUGCAUCAUCAUUCAAGCAGGAAUGGCAAGCGAAAGCAGAAGAAUACGACCGUCGUGUAGCAUCAUGUUCUCAAGCAGCUAAAAUACGGUAUGACAGCCAUGCACCCCCCCCACCCUUUUGGCACCACUUAAAGCUUGAUGAUAAUGUCCGGAUUCAAGACUCUAUCUCUAAGCGAUGGGAUAAGACAGGCGUUAUAAUGGGCAUCGGCAAGUCGCGAGACUACUAUGUGAAGUUACCCUCAGGAAGAAUAUUAUGGCGUAACCGCCGUUUCUUACGCCCUGUACAUCUCCCUAAUUCACAAUUGCGGGAUGAGAUGCAACAGUAUCCAAAGAAGAAGGAUGUAGCCCCUGCUACAAGUCAACAACCGCAAAGUGACACUCACCUAGAGUAUCGACGUUCACCUAGACUCCAUACCCGUUCAUAA
This is a messenger RNA of Macrobrachium nipponense, 948 nucleotides long. RefSeq lists its product as uncharacterized. The coding region runs from base 1 to 948 and encodes 315 amino acids. Gene Ontology annotation, molecular function: nucleic acid binding. The transcript has a single exon. Lineage: Eukaryota; Metazoa; Arthropoda; Malacostraca; Decapoda; Palaemonidae. Gene Ontology annotation, biological process: DNA integration. The record is from RefSeq and is a predicted model, not a curated record.